Messenger RNA from Botrytis byssoidea, 2155 nucleotides. RefSeq lists its product as uncharacterized. The transcript is spliced from 7 exons. NCBI's taxonomy places the organism in Eukaryota, Fungi, Ascomycota, Leotiomycetes, Helotiales, Sclerotiniaceae. The record is from RefSeq and is a predicted model, not a curated record. The coding region runs from base 409 to 1560 and encodes 383 amino acids.
GCAAUCCAGCUCGUUUUCAUUUAACUAGUAUCAAUGACUAUUGAUAUGGUAAAAUUCGUGAAUUCAUUUCCCGAUAACUUAGGUUAUGCAGGAGCGAAAUAUGAGCUCCACAUCGGGCCAAUCAUACAUACACUUUCAGCUACAAUCCAUGUCGUGAUUUGCCUGCCGAGUUCCGGGUCUCACAAACUCUCAAAUUCUUUUUUCGAAAAAGCAGUAUACUCUGUAUCCGACCAUUAGACUAUCAUCUAUUGGAAAAUGUUGGUCGAAUUCGGGAUGCCGACAAUGAUGAUCAAGAAUCGGAGUCGUUUCUUGUUCUGGCAUAUAGUUAACAAUGUGUCCUCCUUUGAAUCUACUCUUCAUCGAGUAUGAACAUUCUUUCAAGCAGGAUUCACAGCACGAAGAGCAAAUAUGUCAACCGGACUCCUUCCAGCGCCCCCUGGUGUGACGCCAGAUUUAAAUCCAUCUGCUCUGUCAAGUACGCAGGUGGCUUUCAUUAUUGCAUACACCAUUACACUUGGUCUGGCUAGUAGUACUCUUGGUAUCCGAUUGUACACAAGGAUUAGUAUCAUGAACUCUUUUGGUUUGGAUGAUGUCGCGAUUAUUCUUUCAUAUGCAUGUUCAAUUGCAUAUUUUGCUAUCACUGUCGAUUGCAUGAGAUUUGGAUUCGGUAGACACCUAUGGGAAGUUACUGCUGAACAGAUGGCCUCCUAUCUUACAAAACUCAGCCCUAUGGUAGCUACCUACGCUUGGGCCCCCGCAUUCACCAAAUUAUCCAUUCUCAUCCUCCUUUAUCGACUCAAUCCAAGCAACUACUUCCGUAUAGGCUGUUGUUUCGUCGCCGGGAUAAUCAUAAUCUACACUCUCGCCAUAUCUCUAAUAAUAGCUAUUCCAUGUGUUCCCACAAACCCCGCGAAUGGUGCAUGUCUCAACCAGUGUGGACUCUGGCAAGCAAUCUUCAACAUUCUUACAGAUGCAGCCAUUCUUAUACUUCCAUCACAUAUGCUAUAUCUUUUGAAGCUGCCGUUGAGGCAAAAAUUGGCGGUUGCAUCGAUUUUUUCGACGGGUAUUUUUGUGAUAAUCAUCUGUAUAGUCCGUAUAACAUACAUCAUGGCGCUUCAAAAUAAUUCAGAUGUGCUAUACACUCAAGGCAGAGCAGCAGUAUGGUCAUCCGUAGAAAUAAACAUUGGCAUUUUCUGCAAUACCCUUGUCGUUCUCCGUCCUUUCAUCCGUCAAUACUUUCCAGGUCUCUUCUCAUCUCAUCUCAUAUCUGACGACCCUCGUCAAAUACCCGACCCGGAAGCAAAUCUAGAAUCUAGGAAGCGAAAAAUUGGAAAAUUGAGGAAGAAGAACUCGUUAACUCUUACAACGAUGGAUCAUCAGAUGGAAACAAUGGAUAAACAAUCGGGCAUAACGAGGGAGUAUGAAGUGAGUGUUGAGAGAAGUGGUGGCGAGGGAACUAGUGAUGAGAGUUCAGGAAAAGAGAGGGAGAGGGAGGAUGAAACGGAGAGUAUGGAGCGAAUGAUUAGGCGAGUGAAUGUGGAUGGAGGUGAUAGAUUGUGAUGGGAGUGCGGAAGAGAAAGUGACUCAAUUGGUCACUGGUAGAUAUGAAAAGAAGGAGAGGGAAAACAUAUGACCGCUCACAGACAGAGAUAAAAGACUGCCGAGAUUGCAUCUUCAAAAACAGCAGAUGAUCUCGCCAAUUCACUCGAUCUAUGAGCUCCAACAAGAUACAAAACACGGAACAUCAAUAGUUUCAUCGGAAAUUAACGAGGAUGAUGAGCUUUUGCGGCUUUUCAGAAAAACAGCAUGAAAAGAUACAAUUGGAUUGGACGGGUUGAAAUUAGACAAAAGACGAAAUAUAAGGCGUUUGGUUGGGUAAUAGUGCGGGUUAUAUAUUCAAAAUUGAAUAUUUCGCAUGAUUACUUUCGUUAUUAGAAAAUAAAUGGGUGUACAAUAAUUCUGGGUAUAUUCGAAAGCAUGAAUGUAUUUUUAUGGCAAAGCAAAAGAGGUUUGAUCUUGUAUAUUGGAUGGUAUCAUGGACUUCGUGAGACUGGUGUGAUGAAUGGAAAUUGUUGAUGGAGGGUUACGGAGAUAUGGCAGUGUGAAGUGGAGUGACAGUUGCCCUUUUUGUAAGUAUUGAACGAUGAAUGUGUUU